AACGACCUCAGUUGCACUGAAGGUCGGGGAUAGAGAUUUGACCAAUGAGAGUGGGAGCCACGCAGGUGACGACCAUUCGGAGCUGGCCGUGGGCCGGCGAGGACCAAUAGAAAGUUGGGCAGGGAUGGAGCCAAAGUCACAGGGCUCCCUCUGGACCGAAAGGCUAUGGACGGUCUGCCUGCUCCGGGCUCGAGGGCCGUGUGCACCGUGCCUGGCGCCUUAUCACUGCUCAGCAGAGUGGGAUCCGGCGCAGGGGGCUGGCUAGAGUUCCAUUGCUACCCAAUCUUGGGCCCGCUGCCUCAUUUUUUUUAAGCUUCGGGUAUUCUUAUCCACAUAUAAUCCCAACCUCCUGAAUUUAUGUUUGGGAUGAGUGCAAGAGACCACGCCUUAAUUUAGGGCCUUCUGUAUGCCAAGUCCUGUUCUGAGCAUUUAUUAACUUAGUGAUUCGUUUCAAGGACCCUAUGAGGUUGAGACUAUUAAUAUCCCCAUUUUAUAGAUGGGCAAACGUGUAAAUUGAGGUUAAGGCACUGACCCAAGAUCACACAGCCAGCAAGUGGCAGAGGCAGGAUUUGAACCCAGAACCUCUGGCUGCAGAAGUCAAUGAUCUGAACCACCAUGUAUAUAAUUAAUGUACAUGGUAAAGGCAUGUAGUGGGCGCGCAAUAAAUUUAGGCCCUUUCACAGUUUUUGGGAGUGUCCAGAGCACCCGGUUCUGCCCUGCUUUCUCUCGCUUCCAUUGCCCAUCUGUCCUGGGCCACUCCUGUAGCCCUGCCCUGCCCAGCCCGCCCAACCUCACCCUCCCUCUGCUAACAAAGUUCCGGGCAGGGUUUUAUGGGCUCUGAUAAGGCCGUGGCAGGGCCGAAGUUCACCACCACCUCCUCUGCAGAAAGGCCUAGAGGAGGGGGCCCUGGGCUCAGGCCCCCAGGCCUGGCCCAGAUGACCUGGGUUCUGGCUAGUUAUCAGCGAGGCUGGUAAGAGAAGGGAGUGUAGAGGAUGCCCUAGGUAAAGAUGUGAGCCUGGGAUGCCUAGAAAAGGGAUCCCGUGGACCCUGCCCUGUCAGCCACUCCCUUACCUACAGGUAUAAGAGCCACCCACCACUGUCAUCUGCCACCAUUCCCCACUCCUGCCGCUCUUCUCACAGGACGAGCCACCAGCCCAGCCUCUCAGGAUGGCCUUUGUCCCUGCGCCAGGCUACCAGCCCACCUACAACCCGACGCUGCCCUACAACCAGCCCAUCCCAGGCGGUCUCAGCGUCGGAAUGUCCGUUUACAUCCAAGGAGUGCCUAGCGAGCACAUGAGGAGGUUCUUCGUGAACUUCAUGGUGGGGCAGUCCCCGGAGUCGGACGUCGCCUUCCACUUCAACCCCCGCUUUGAUGGCUUGGACAAGGUGGUCUUCAACGCGAAACAGGGCGGCCAGUGGGGCAGAGAGGAGAAGAAAAGGGAAAUGCCCUUCCACAAGGGCGCCCACUUCGAGCUGGUGUUCAUGGUCCAGGCGGAGCACUACAAGGUGGUGGUAAAUGGAAGUCCCUUCUAUGAGUUCAGGCACCGGCUUCCCCUCCAGAUGGUCACCCACCUGCAAGUGGAUGGGGAUGUGCAGCUUCAAUCAAUCAACUUCAUCGGAGGCCAGCCCCCGCCACACCAGCAACCUAGGGGUUUUCCGCCACACCCAGGUCCCCCCGGACAUGGCCACCACCAUCAGAACGUCCUGCCUACCAUGGAGGGCCCCCCGGCCUUCAACCCGCCUGUGCCAUUUAUGAGGAGACUGCAAGGGGGGCUUACACCCCGAAGAACCAUCAUAAUCAAGGGCUUUGUACCCCCCACAAGCAGGAGAUUUGUCAUCAAUUUCAAGGCGGGAUCUUCAGGGGAUGUGGCUCUGCACAUUAACCCCCGCCUGGCCGAGGGCGUUGUGGUUCGGAACAGCUUUCUGAACGGCUCCUGGGGAUCCGAGGAGAGGAAGCUCUCCCACAACCCGUUUGGUGCUGGACAGUUUUUUGAUCUGUCCAUUCGCUGUGGCACGGAUCGCUUCAAGGUUUAUGUCAACGGCCAGCACCUCUUUGACUUCUCCCAUCGCUUUCCCGACUUCCAGAGGGUGGAUGUGCUGGAGAUCCAGGGUGAUGUCACGUUGUCCUACGUCCAGGUCUGAUCUAUUCCUGGGGCUAUACUCCUUGGGAAAGCAGAAAGAAAGAUCCUGUAAGAUUCCUUCUAAGCCCCUAAUAAAAUGCCUGAGGGUG
This is a messenger RNA of Diceros bicornis minor, 2230 nucleotides long. RefSeq names its product galectin 4 (gene LGALS4). NCBI's taxonomy places the organism in Eukaryota, Metazoa, Chordata, Mammalia, Perissodactyla, Rhinocerotidae. The coding region runs from base 1168 to 2142 and encodes 324 amino acids. The record is from RefSeq and is a predicted model, not a curated record. The transcript has 10 exons. Gene Ontology annotation, molecular function: carbohydrate binding.